GGUGUAGUCUGCCUUUCGCCCGAAGUCAGCUGGGUUAGCCUCCAGCGCCCCGCGACCUUAACUAGGAUAAGCGGUGUUGAAAAUGGAUGGAUGGAUAUGUAUAUAUAUAUAUAUAUACACAGUGGGUACGGAAAGUAUUCAGACCCCUUAAAAUUUUCACUCUUUGUUAUAUUGCAGCCAUUUGCUAGAAUAAUUUAAGAUAUUUUUUUUCCUCAUCAAUGUAAAUACAGCACCCCAUAUUGACAGAAAAAAACAGAAUUGUUGAAAUUUUUGCAGAUUUAUUAAAAAAAAGAAAAACUGAAAUAUCACACAGCCAUAAGUAUUCAGACCCUUUGCUGUGACACUCAUAUAUUUAACUUGGGUGCCUGUCCACUUCUGAUCAUCCUUGACAUGGUUCUACACCUUCAUUGGAGUCCAGGUGUGUUGGAUUAUACUGAUUGGACUUGAUUAGGAAUGCCACACACCUGUCUAUAGAAGACAUUACAGGUCACAGUGCAUGUCAGAGCAAAUGAGAAUCAUGUGGUCAAAGGAACUGCCUGAAGAGCUCAGAUACAGAAUUGUGGCAAGGUACAGAUCUGGCCAAGGUUACAAAGAAAAAAUCUGCUGCACUUAAGGUUCCCAAGAGCACAGUGGCCUCCAUAAUCCUUAAAUGGAAGACCUUUGGGAUGACCAGAACCCUUCCUAGAGCUGGCUGUCCAGCCAAACUGAGCAAUCGGGGGAAAAGAGCCUUGGUGAGAGAGGUAAAGAAGAUUACUGUGGCUGAGCUCCAGAGAUGCAGUCAGGAGAUGGGAGAACGUUCUAGAAAGUCAUCCAUCACUCCAGCCCUCCACCAGUCAGGCCUUUAUGGCAGAGUGGCCCGAUGUAAGCCUCUCCUCAGUGCAAGACGCAUGAAAGCCCGCAUGGAGUUGGCUAAAAAACACCUGAAGGACUCCAAGAUGAAAACCAGGCACUGCUCAUCACCUGUCCAAUACAGUCCCAACAGUAAAGCCUGGUGUUGGCAGCAUCAUGCUGUGGGGGUUUCUUUCAGCUGCAGGGACAGGGAGACUGGUUCCGCGUCCCCUCUACAUCCACACUGGAUCCCAUCUGCCGGUGAGACUUGUCUGCAUUCCACCAUGAAGGGUGGAAGUGCAGGAUGUUUCGAGAUGUUGCAAAAAGUGGCCCGGGUGGUAGCUGACGGACCGAAAAACAAGUCAGGUUUUUGGGACACCAGCGAAAGAACCUGCGUCACCCGCUCUUGGAACCAGGAACCAGAUGGGGCGUUGACACACCAGCAACAUCUAGAAGUGUCUAAGCAUGAACUAUAA
Phyllopteryx taeniolatus (common seadragon) is the source of this 1304-nucleotide messenger RNA. RefSeq lists its product as uncharacterized. Gene Ontology annotation, biological process: DNA integration; DNA transposition. Bases 666 to 1304 code for a protein of 212 amino acids. NCBI's taxonomy places the organism in Eukaryota, Metazoa, Chordata, Actinopteri, Syngnathiformes, Syngnathidae. The transcript is spliced from 3 exons. The record is from RefSeq and is a predicted model, not a curated record. Gene Ontology annotation, molecular function: DNA binding.